Molecule: messenger RNA, 246 nt
Organism: Ilex paraguariensis (yerba mate)
Lineage: Eukaryota; Viridiplantae; Streptophyta; Magnoliopsida; Aquifoliales; Aquifoliaceae
Source: the annotation of a GenBank genome assembly
AUGCUAAGAGGAAUUGGCGACGCCCUAAGCACAGAAGAUGAUGCUAAAGCAAGGGAGGAGCAUGAGCGAUGUGCCAGCUACGCCGGCUGUGGUCCUAACAGUGGAUUGGGCACUAGUCCUCACGGCUCUCUGGAUGCAAGAGGAGGGAGUCCAAGUACAGGGAGAAUAGAUGUUGAGGCACCGUUUGUCGGAGUAGCCAGCACUGGAAUUGAUGGAUUGGCCCGUGAAAGGAAACAAGGUGGCUGA